CGGCCCCUGACAUGUUGAUUUUGUUCUGUAGAACGACUACCUUGUUGACUUGGUCACUCACGGACACAGGUCGAACCGUUGUUGUAAUAUAUAUGUUGUCCUCAACGUUAGUGCAAAGUCCAGUACAUUAAAGCCUCCCACACGUCUACCUGUUGCAGGGGAUACAGAUAAAGAUGGCAACGUCCUAUUUCUAUGCCGUCUGCCUGGUAACGGCAAUGUGGGCUGCAGGUGUUUUACCUGAAUCUACACGGGCAUUCAGCUGCCCGGGUCAACCAGGUCACUGGCACGUUGACUGCCCUGUCAACUGUACAUGCCAAGAGGUCUGCAAUACCUACCUCCGUCGCUGGGUGAAGCAGGUGUCUUGUGUGUCUCACACCACGCUCCACGAAAUUACGUUCCCACCAACAACACAGGACAUAUCCAUCAGCAACGUGGCUGGAAUAACGACCAUUCCUGCAAAUCUAUUCUCAGGCCUAACCGACGUUCUCUCCGUAGAUAUCUACAACGUCUCCAUGUCAGAAUCGCCACCUGCCAACCUCCUGAGUGAGCUCCAGGGGCUGCGCACUCUGAGGCUGGUGUCGGUCAGACCUGUCAAUUUGAAGAUGUUCUCUAAUCUGAGGCAACUCAAUCAGCUCGAUCUCCACAACAAUGACCUACAGAACGUCCAGGUGCAAGCCGGUGUGUUCCACACCCUCACCAGCCUUACGCACCUCCAUCUGGAGGCCAACUCCUUGACUUACCUGGAACCAGGCUGGUUCCAUGAUACUGUCAACCUACAGGCCAUCAGUGUCAGUGACAAUAACAUCCAUUACAUAGACAACAACACAUUCCAGUAUCUGAGUCAGCUUAGUGAACUGAAUCUGCAGAAAAACCCCCUUGUUCGUGUAGAGAUGAACGCAUUCCAUAAACUAAACAACUUGAGAUCCAUCUAUGUGGACAGGAGCCAACUGGACACCGUUGGUCCUGUUCUGAUCUAUGCCCAGCUCCCCGAACUGACCAACCUGUAUCUACAAACUUCCCGUCAUUAUUGGAAGCACGUCACCACUUUCAACCAGACCUGGUACUUCCGAGGCUGUCCCCCGGGGUACUGCGUGAACUCGCUGUCCUGUUCGGUAUCCCGGAAUACCCCAUGGUGUGUCUGUACGAAGGAGUAUGAGGGGGACCGCUGUGACGUACAGAGGAUUUCGCGGGGUGAAUUUCUCGGUAUCUUCGUGAGCGCCAUGGUUCUUGUGGGGAUCUCUGUGGUGAUCAUCCUAGUUAAUGUGGGGCGCGUGGUGGCGCGGUCCUGCAAGCUGCCGCGCUUCAGGAAACUACAAGAAACUCCGCAACCCUCAGCGAGCCCCAUGCCACAGAUGACGUGAACACAUAACUCAUACUCACUGGAAAUCUCAGGCAGUGAUGUAAAAUACUUGAAGUAAAACCCCGUGUAAGCGUUAGCUUUUCGGAUUUUCUGACCCCUGUCGGCACUUGAAGAACAUCAACGAUAUUAAGUGCCAGUGCAUGAAAUGUGAACUAUGAAAAGAAAAAACGAGCACAAAUCUAACGUAGAGCGAUACCGCCACAAACCUGUCAGCAAGCAACAAACCAAACACGGACUGGCAUUAUAGUUAUUCUAUAUCAAAUGGAAAAUAGACAAAGACACAGGCACUAUUCGAAUUCUAAAACUUAUCACAACAUUAUAAAACACAAUAUCUAGUCAAAAUCAGAUGGAAGAAAGCAAAUGACUAGUAAUUGAACUAGAUAACGUAACUGUCGUUGUGCAGUAUAAUCCUACCACCACACUAACGACAGCCUGAUCAUUCCUGACGCCUACUUAGCGGUACAUGCAAAAGGUAUCAUGGUAAUCCGCUUUGCUGAAAUAUCCUUAAUAAGUUUGAUAUUCAAAUAUCUAAAAGCAUGUCGGACUAAUCCACAAUUCCAUACUUGAUACAUAGUUUUUUUUCUCCUAACUUAAUUCGUUAGCAUAAUUUCAUGUCACAUGCAUCACUUACUCAAGAAGAAUUAAACAGUCCAGCCCCAGCUAGGCAAUCUUCUCAUCAACAUUGUUUGUCAUUACGUGAAUAAUUAGGUGGAAAUGGGAUGAAAAAGUACUACUAGUAGGAGUUUGUGGGACCCUUGAUUGUAUUGAUAGGACUGAAAAUACGCUAGAUGAAUGUAGAUAGAAGCUCUGGUGAAGGGAGAGAAUCGAAAUAUUCAUAGGGGGUAGCUUUACCCUGAACAAAGUUUAGAUGGCUAUAAGUGACGGAAUAUCAUCUACCAUCUUUAAGUUGUAAAUGUUAAAGACUCUAACAUCUUCAAAAUAUGAGAAGCCAUUUAAUGUCACACUGAAUAAUUCUAUAAAUUAUUUGAGUUUGGUUCUGAAUCGGUAAAUGAUUUGUGCCAGUAGUCACGUUUUCAUCACCACUGAAUCAAAACCAUUAAAUACUAAUGAGCAGAUAAAUAAAACAAUGAAUACCAUAUAAGCCGACGUCAUCGAUCGAUUAAAAUGUAAUGAAUACUUGUUAUGUCAGGCUUGACGAGUGCAUGUGAAAAGUUUCAGGAUGAGGGGAGAGACUCCCUCACCAUACCGUUACGAUGGUCGUCUUGUGUCAUUUAGUUUUGGCCAUCUUUAAUGUCUUUUUCUUUCACAACUCCACAAAUACAUGGAUACCAACAACCCUUGUUUCUUAUUAAAAGAUGUUAACACAACACCAUGCACAGCUUUGUCCGAGCGUAACUUCUUGAGGCAUUUAUAGAUUGAUUAGCCCUGCGACGGACGUGUUCCAUUUGCUGCGCCCCAUUUGUGCUGACAGCCCCGUGACCGAAGGGUCGACACAGAGGAGCUGAGUUCCGCCGCUCUUGCAAGAUUCCUCUAGCACAAUCCUGCCACCGUGCUCGUGUGAGGUCCACUUCUGUUUACUCGAUUGUUUUUCAUCCAAACCACCAAGGUUUGCAAGGUAUGAAGAUGCUGACCGUGCGACAGGCCCUGCUCCUGACACUAGUGGUUGCUAUGACAGUCACGCCCAGCCGGGCUGGGUACCCCAGCGAGGACGAUGAGGAGUUGUGUGUCCAGGCCUGCGAGCGCUGCUUUAGCGUCAUGAAGUGGCCGCGGUUCUACAGCGCGUUCAAGUGCAAGGCUCAGUGCCUGGAUGACGUAAUGGAGGAUUACGUGGUUGGUGGCAGUUCUUGGGCUCUCUGCAAGGUGGCACUUCAGCAGAACCAUUUCGACUCAGCGGUGUGAUCUGGUGCAUGUGUGAGAAGGCGAAUGUCGUUCCACCCAACGACCUUGCGUUCUGCAACAGUACUGCAGCUGGCUUUUCGUAUACAUGUACAUUAUACGGAAAUACCAGGGGCCAUCUGGGCAAAUAUCAUGGCAUGACCUAACACUAUUCGCAUCAUUAUUUUCACUUCACAUUUUUCAUGCAUGAUGACUCGACAUGUUAUUUUGUGUUAUCUUUAGCAACACUAGUUGUUGCAAAGAUACCUUUGGUAGGUCAAGUGAUGUACGACGUCGUGUGUCGCUCUCAGUAAACUGUACGUUAUCGUGCUGUAA
Messenger RNA from Branchiostoma floridae (Florida lancelet), 3532 nucleotides. Its product is annotated as leucine-rich repeat-containing protein 15-like. Gene Ontology annotation, molecular function: protein binding. The coding region runs from base 174 to 1361 and encodes 395 amino acids. The record is from RefSeq and is a predicted model, not a curated record. Gene Ontology annotation, cellular component: extracellular matrix. The transcript has 4 exons. NCBI's taxonomy places the organism in Eukaryota, Metazoa, Chordata, Leptocardii, Amphioxiformes, Branchiostomatidae.